AACAACUGAAUCGAGAGCCACCCCUUCUUUAUAUUCACCGUAUCACCUCAAUUGAGAUCUCUGUCGUCACCUAUUUACCAGACUAGAAGUGAUUUGCAUCUGUUACAAUCUUCGGGGUCCAGCUCGACAAGGAUACGUUCGAUACAGCAACUCAAACCUAGCCGAGAACUGUAGUGGUACCGAAGACCUCACUCCACUGCAAGCAAGCUAAGCUCACCCUCGCUGUUGAAUGUGAGAUAGUGCUCUUGAACUUCCCGCCGCCCACUUUCUUUUCUUUUGUUAAUUCCCUCUCGCUCCGACGAUUCGCACAGAGUGGUCUCCCGCUUGAGCUUCACUGAAUGGUCGUCGACGUCAAUUGGCCUUGAAGACAGCUAUCCGCAGCCAACAUGUCUGUCAACUCGCAGGCCGGAGAGCUGAAGGCUCAAGGUGUUGUAGAAGCUGCACAAGAUCCGAACAGCUCUGUUACAGCAGAUGAUGCUCAGCGCAAGAUAGUUGCAGAAAGCAACAAGGCCGGUGUCGCAGCUUUCACAUUUGACCCAGAUGCAAGCCCUGAAGAAAAGGCAGCACAAGCUCGAGCUCGAGUCCCAGAAGGAUUCCAUCACGAGCACAAAUCGAAAGCUGUUGCAGUUCCCACAGAUAUUGACGAUGGCACAACGAAAGGAGCCUACGACCUACCUCCCCCGAGCACAGCAGGAGCUCUUGCACCGACGGGUCCCCCAAAAGAUGCGAAUGGAAAGCCUACAGCUAACGGCGCCGCUGGACUUGUUGAUUCAGAGGACCAGGAGAGAUGGAUUGAACGAGCGGGCUGGGCGCCGAGAUUCGGUAGCGGAAUUACGAGCGAGUCGAUAAUGGGCGAGAGUCUGCUUGACCACCAAACAUGGGUGGAAGGCAAGCUAGAAGAUAAAUUCUUUGGAGAUUGGUAUCAUAACACUGCCGUCAUCAUAUUUGCCUGUCUGUCAUCAUGGCUUGUUGCAGUUCUGGGAGGUGGACUUGCCUGGGUCUUUCUGAUCAUGGCUAUUUGUGGAACAUACUAUCGAACCUCGAUCCGACGAGUGCGCCGAAACUUCCGAGACGAUGUCAACAGAGAGCUCGCAAAGAGCAAGCUGGCAACGGAUACCGAGAGUUUGGAGUGGAUAAACAGCUUCUUGGUCAAAUUCUGGCCAAUCUUCCAGCCAGUACUUGCGGACACAAUCAUCAAUUCGGUGGAUCAAGUCCUCAGCACAUCAACUCCAGCAUUCCUAGAUAGUCUCCGGAUGAAGACUUUCACCCUAGGAAGCAAGCCUCCGAGAAUGGAGCAUGUGAAGACCUAUCCAAAGGCUGAAGACGAUAUUGUUCUUAUGGAUUGGAAAUUUAGCUUUACACCGAAUGAUCACGCAGACAUGACUGCACGCCAAAUAAAGAACAAGGUCAAUCCUAAGAUUGUACUGGAAAUCAGAAUUGGAAAGGCUAUGAUCAGUAAGGGUUUGGAUGUUAUAGUCGAAGAUAUGGCGUUCUCGGGCUUGAUGCGCGUUAAGAUCAAGCUUCAGAUUCCCUUCCCUCAUGUCGAAAAGAUCGAGAUCAGCUUCUUGGAACGACCGACAAUCGACUAUGUAUGUAAGCCUCUUGGAGGUGAAACCCUAGGUUUCGACAUCAACUUCGUCCCGGGUCUCGAGUCAUUCAUUCUGGAGCAAAUACAUGCCAACAUUGGCCCCAUCAUGUAUGCACCAAAUGUCUUCCCCAUCGAGGUUGCCAAGAUGUUGUCUGGAUCAGCCGUCGAUCAAGCUAUUGGCGUUAUGGCAAUCACUCUUCACGGUGCUCAAGGACUCAAGAAUCCAGACAAGUUCGCAGGUACCCCAGAUCCUUAUGCUGUUGUAGCAUUCAAUAAUGGUGCGGCUCUUGCUCAAACCAAGAUCGUCAAGGAAAACGCAAAUCCCAGAUGGAACGAGACCAAGUAUGUCAUCGUGACCUCCUUUAACGAUUCUCUCAGUCUGGCAGUGUUCGAUUACAACGAAUACCGCAAAGACAAAGAGUUGGGAGUUGCAACUUUCCCAUUGGAGAAAGUGCAUGAGAUUUAUGAGCAUGAGAAUGAGCAGCUAGAGGUUAUGGCCGGUGGUAAAGCCCGCGGUGUCGUACAAGCAGAUCUUCGAUUUUUCCCUGUGCUUGAGGGCAGGGAUCUACCCGAUGGCAAGAAGGAACCACCUCCAGAAUCUAAUACUGGUAUCGCAAAAAUCACAAUCGAGCAAGCAAAGGAUCUUGACGGCACCAAGAGUUUGAUUGGUCAAUUGAAUCCUUACGCAGUCCUUCUACUCAACAACAAGGAGAUCCACACUACCAGAAAGUUGAAGCGAACCAACAAUCCUAUCUGGGACAAUGGUUCAAAAGAGAUUCUCAUUACUGAUAGAAAGAAUGCUAAGGUUGGUCUUGUCAUUAAGGACGACAGAGAACUUGGUACCGACGCUAUUCUUGGAACAUACCAAAUCAAGCUUGACGACAUGCAGCAAUUGAUGGAGAAGGGCCAGGAAUGGUACAAUCUUGCUGGCGCCAAGACAGGACGAGCAAAGUUUAUGCUCCAAUGGAAGCCAGUGGCGUUGACCGGUGUUGGAGCUGGUACUGGUGGAUAUGUCACACCCGUUGGUGUCAUGCGAUUCCACUUCAAGAAUGCUCGUGAUCUUAGGAAUCUCGAAGCGUUGGGCAAGUCUGAUCCAUAUGUUCGAGUUCUCUUGUCCGGCGUUGAGAAGGGGAGAACUGUGACUUUCCAGAACAAUCUCAAUCCAGAUUGGGACGAAGUUAUUUACGUGCCUGUGCACAGCGCUCGAGAGAAGCUCACUUUGGAAGUCAUGGACGCUGAGGACUUCCACGCUGAUCGAACCCUGGGAUCUAUUGAGGUAUCAGCUGCCGACUAUGUCUCUCAAGCACCUAAUGGGCAGUAUCUUGUUCAUGAUUCGAAGGACCCCCACGAAGGUGCAUUGAAGAUGCAUGGCAAAGGUUCACCAAGAGGAAUCCUCAACUAUACCGCAGCUUUCUAUCCUUGCUUGAAUAUUGCUGAUCCCGAAGAAGAGGAGAAAGAGAAGAAAGAAACAUCCGAAGCUGGUCGGACAUCGACAGACAGCGCGAAAUCUGGAGAGUCAACGGAUCCUGUUGCAAAGGCCAACGCCAAGAUGACGAACGGAAAGAUUGACGUUAAUUUGGCCAAGACCCUUGCUGAGGGCGAGAAGGAGCAGAGUGAAACCGCAGAAGAAGAGAAUAAGCUACCUAAGUUGCGGCUUACUCCCGAAGAACUCCUCAAAUACGAAUCUGGCCUCCUUAUCUUCAAGCUUAUGGAUGUUGAAGUUACACGCAGCAACGUGCAUGUGGAGAUUGUUAUCGAUGAUAUGGUGUUCCCUUCAUAUUCAUCCUCUACCAUCAGAUCUCGCAAGGUUGUGCUCGACGAAAUUGGCGACUGCUUUGUCAGAGAACUUGAUUUCUCGAAGGUAACCCUGCGGAUUCGCCAGCAGGGCGACAGUAAAGGCGACGAGAAGAAAGACAAAGACUUCACCGUAGCGAGACUGACGGGAGAAACAUUAGCUACACUAAAGCAAUGCUUGAACAAUCCAACUAUUCUGAAAUUGAAAGACGAGCAGGGAAAUAUUUGCAGCAUCAAAGUAAGCUUGAAGUAUAUUCCCGUCGACAUGCAACUUGAUCCCAGUGAGAGUAUCAACAACAUGGGCAAGCUCCGUGUCGAUGUUCUCGACGCCUCGGAUUUGCCCUCAGCCGACAGAAACGGUUACAGUGAUCCUUACUGUAAGUUCGAGCUGAAUGGAAAGGACGUCUUCAAGACGAAAGUGCAAAAGAAGACGCUCCAGCCAGCAUGGAAUGAAUUCUUCGAACUCGACAUAGCCUCGAGAACUGCUGCCAAGUUCGUCUGUAACGUAUAUGAUUGGGAUUUUGGAGAGAAGGCAGAUUUCCUGGGUUCGGCAGAUAUUAAUCUCGACUUGCUUGACCCCUUUAAAGCUCACGAGUACAAUCUUGCUCUGGAUGGGAAAUCUGGUUCCGUCAGGUUACGACUACUAUUCAGACCUGACUACGUCACUCGUUCCCGCCAAGGGUCGUCGACCUUCUCCGGAACGUUCGCUACUCCAGGAAAGAUCGUCACUGGUGUUGCUGGAGCUCCAAUCAAGGGAGUGGGUCUUGCAGCAGGAGGUGUUGUCAAGGGUGCCUCAUUCAUCCGUCAUGGUUUCAAGAGCAAGAAGAAGGAAGAGGAAGCAGCAAACGGUAAUGCUGAGGCUGCUGCAGAAAUGGUGGCGGAAGACAAUGACUUCCUCAAGGGUGGACCAAAACGCUCAAGUGCAUUACCAUCUGGGCCUUCCACUGAGGCGUCUCCCAUCACUCCACCUGGAACAGCUCUGGGAGGUGUGCCUAAUCACAGCCGCAGCAAGAGUUUCGGAGCCUCCUCUAUGCACAGUACCGCUCCGGGUGGCGCACCAACUGGGACUGCGAGCUUCACCAUCAUGGCUGCUCACGGCUAUCCGCCAUCCUCACAUGUCAUGGUCUACGUGAAGCAAGCAGGCGCGAAGUCCAAGACGAUUCACAAGACUGAACACAUCAAGUCAGGGACCCAGUCCGUGACCUUCAACGAGAAGAAGGAAAGCUUCAAAUGCUCCUGCUCAGCAGACACUCAAUUCCAAAUCCAAGUCAAAGGCCACAAUACUUUCGGCAGCGAUGAUGAUCUCGGCGAAGGUCUCUUGGUCGUGGAUGAGUCUGGCAGCGGUCUGGAGAAGUCUGUUAAGGCAGGAAGUGGUACUGUUAUUGUCAAGAGCAACUUCGUUAUGAAUUCAACUGAGAAUGGUGCCGGUGACAGCAGUCCCAGGACUCCCGGCGGCUCACUACGAAAGAGCAUUCUCGGCAAGCGUGAAAAGGACAAUGGGAGAAACAGCAGAGAUAUUACACCAACACCUGCCUAAAUCACAAACAUUUCUUCGGGGGUCGGUAUUGAUGAGAGCAGAGGACGAGCCGUGGGGAAUGAUAAUGCGUGUGUUUUUGUAUGAGCACUGUGUGUGUAAUUUGAGAUUGCGAUGCGAUACCACAACGAUGAAGUUUGCUUCGUCUUUCGUUGCUAUUCUUUCGUUUUUGUUAGGGGGAUCAAAUGGUGAGGAUGGAACUAUGGGGUGCAAAAUGGCUGACCGGCUUGAAGUGGGUGGGAAUAGCUUGCGUUCUGCAGUAAGAUAAUGAAAAGCAUCUACUUUGA
Molecule: messenger RNA, 5203 nt
Organism: Mollisia scopiformis
Lineage: Eukaryota; Fungi; Ascomycota; Leotiomycetes; Helotiales; Mollisiaceae
Exons: 9
Coding region: 387-4919 (1510 amino acids)
Molecular function (GO): lipid binding
Source: RefSeq, a predicted model, not a curated record